Molecule: messenger RNA, 5249 nt
Organism: Panonychus citri (citrus red mite)
Lineage: Eukaryota; Metazoa; Arthropoda; Arachnida; Trombidiformes; Tetranychidae
Product: glycerol-3-phosphate acyltransferase 3-like
Exons: 6
Coding region: 372-1859 (495 amino acids)
Biological process (GO): triglyceride biosynthetic process
Cellular component (GO): endoplasmic reticulum
Molecular function (GO): glycerol-3-phosphate O-acyltransferase activity
Source: RefSeq, a predicted model, not a curated record
UUUCUGUUAGUGUCAAUAUCGGUUGGAAAUGAAUUUAUUUAAUUGUCAAGUUGUUUUACUUUGAAUGACGUUAAUAGGCCUGGAGUUUAUUAAUUAUUUACUUUAUCAUUUUCUAAUUAUGAUCAAUGUUUUUACUUCACCUGUUGGCCGAUUUAACCAUCAACCGCCCGAACUCCAAUUAUCUUAGAUUUCCAUUAACAAUAACACCAUCAUCAUCAUCAACAACAACAACAAGUAACAAACAACAAAAUAUUGAAAGAUCUUGAUUCUCUUUUAUUUUUUUCCCUUUCUUUUUUGUUUGUUUGUUAUAUACUCAUCAUUUUUUUCUCUUGUUCUUAUCAAAUAAUAAGUUAAAUAACAAGAACAACAAAAUGUUCAACUGUCUUGGUGAGCUUUGGCUCAAUGUGAUCACUUAUACACCUAUUCUGAUAGCCACCUAUCUUUUAAUUAUACCAACAUUUGGAAUCCAAACGGGUGUUAGUCGAUUCUACAUCAGAGUGUUAAUGUCAACAUUUGAGUUUUGCCGGCAAACAAUUGAAAAACAAGAGAGGAAAACAAGGCUUCAUCAAUUAAGGAAACAUGAAUUGGAAACAUCGUCCGAUGAAGAUGAGAAAAAAGAAACUGAAGAAAAGCGUAACGUGAUAAAAGAUUUUUUCCCUGAUGAUGAUGAGGAUGGAGAUUGUCUACAUGAAUUUGUCCUCUCCGAUAUAUUUGACUUUUCUCUUCGUGGUAUUGAAGCUGUGGUCGAUGAUGAGGUUACCAAACGUUUCUCAACGGAAGAACUGCAAACCUGGAACCUAUUAACUCGUACCAACAAAAAUUACCUUAAUGUAUCUUACAAAUUACUCUUUCUUUGGUCCAUUGGUUGGAUUUUUAGAUUUUGUGUCCUGUUUCCUAUUCGAAUGUUUAUAUUCAUUUUUGGUAUGAUUUACUUACUUAUAACCAUGGCACUGGUUGGCCUGCUGAAAGAAUGCGCUUUCAAAAGAUGGCUCUACGACCAUACCAGUGUAAUAGCCUUUCGAAUACUUUCCAGAAGUUUAUCAGCCACCAUAAAUUAUCACGACACUCAAUAUAAACCUAGAGGUGGCUCUUUAUGUGUUGCCAAUCAUACCUCACCAUUGGAUGUACUCAUAUUGCACAAUGAUAAUCCAUAUGCACUUGUUGGGCAACUUCACGGCGGUUUCUUGGGGCUAAUUGAAACUGCCCUUAAUCGUGCCACUUCCCAUUGUUUCUUUGAUCGAUUUGAAGUAAAAGAUCGAAGUGCCGUUGUCCGUAAAAUGCGAUCACACAUCAUGGAUCCUAAAAAGUUACCUAUCCUCAUCUUUCCCGAAGGAACUUGUAUCAACAAUUCAGCCGUAAUGAUGUUCAAAAAGGGUAGCUUCGAGGUUGCUGAUGUUGUCUAUCCAGUUGCCAUUAAAUAUGAUCAAAUAUUUGGUGAUCCUUUCUGGGAUUCAAGUAAAUAUGGUUACUUUACUUAUAUCAUCAGAAUGAUGACAAGUUGGGCAAUUGUCUGUGAUGUCUUUUAUAUGAGGCCUAUGACCAGAGAGGACCAUGAGUCUGCUGUAGAUUUUGCCAAUCGUGUUAAGAAAGCAAUCGCCCGUCGGGGUGGAUUAGUUGAUUUAGAAUGGGAUGGACAAUUAAAAAGGCAACGGGUAAAACCUGAAUUGAGAGCCAAAGUUCAAAGUGAAUAUAGUAGGAAGCUAAGUACCAAAAAAGCUCCAAAUACAAAUGAAUUAUUUUUAACAGAAAAUAACGCAAUCAAUGCGUCUAAUACAUUAGAAACAAAUACCGUAACAAUUAAUUCUAAUUCUAUUCCUAAUUCUAUACCUAUUUCUGAUUCUAUCUCUAUUGCUAAUUAAUAAAAUCAAAAUUAAACAUAAAAAAAAAACCUAAAAGUAAACCAAAUCCCAGAGAGAAAAGUUUUCAACACCAAACCACCUCAAUAUUUUUAAUCGAAGAGAAAAACAAAACAAAUUAUAAAUCAACUAUUUUAUCGAUGAUUCGAUUGUUGCGAUUUUUGUACCUACUCGAAAGCAAUUCGAAGAAAAUGGAAACCAUAAUAAUAGAGAGAGAGAGAGAGAGAGAGAGAAAAGCUCAACACUAAUUGUGAAUGGAAAGAGAAUUAAUUUUUUCUCCGCCGAAUUGUUGAUUAUUUUGAUCUUGUAACAAUUACGAUAAUUUUAUUAAUGGUAAUCAUCAUUUCGAUACAAAGUUUGAUUAGCUAUUGAUCCAAUUAAAUUGGUGUUUUAAUGGAUUUAACUAAAUUAUCAAAGUGUCUUCUCCUCUUACUCUGUCACCAUGUUAAUUGUGUCAAUAAAUUGUUGAGUGAUAAUGAUUACCAUUACUAUUAAUAUCAUAAUCUUAAUUUUUUUUUAUCUCUUUCAUCUCAUUCACUAAUUAUUAUUAUCAUUUGUAAUUAUUAUUUAAAUGAAAUCAGCAAAAAGUAAAACGUUUAACCAUCACAAUCAACAGCCAAUUGCUAACUAAAACUAUUAUCGCAAUUAAAAUGAUGCGUGUACAUAAUUAACACAAUCAAACUGAAAUUAACUUGUGAAAUGUGUACAUAAUAAUAACUGUUAAUUGUUAAUUUGCAAAGAAAUGAGAAAAUAAUAAUAAUUUGUAAACUGAUUAAUUGAUUUAUUUUUGUUAUUAUUUUUCUAAUUGUUAAUCAUUUGAAUAAUUGUUUCAAUAUUUUUCAAGGUUAAGGUGAUAAUCUGAAUGAGUGAAUAGAUGGAGAUGGAAAUACAAAAGGAAACAUAAUGUAAUUAAUUAUCAUUUUCAUUGGUUGAUUUGAUGUAAAAAGUGAAUUAUAAAUUUUGAUAAUCAAUAAUAAUCAACAAUGAUCAAAGAUAAUUGUUGAUUUGACUUUAAUAAGAAGGUAAUUUAAGAUGAUUAAGUUGGUUUCAUCUUCCAAUCUCUCUCAUAAUGUCAACUCUUCAAACAAUUUAGCCUCUCAAAUGAUUAUAAUUAUCAUCCAAUUUAAUCAAGUAUAACAGCACUUUGAUUGCCCUUGAUUGUUUCAUUCAUUUUCUACAAUUAAUUUAAUACCGAAUUUGAUUGUGUUUCUGUUGAUUGUCAGGUUUAAAUUGACGAGUUUAAUAUUAUUGUUCAAGUUUUCCAGUCACAAUCAGCUGAGUUUCCUUGUUCGUUGUAAAGUUUAUCAAUGUGAAUAAAGAAAAUUUUCAACAAAAUUGUGUUUCAUUUAAUUACGGGAAAUUUUCCAAUUGAACAAUUAACUAAUCGUGUAGAUAUUUAUCAACAAUUAAUCGAUCAAUGUAGUCACUUUGUACUUUAAACACGAAUCCAUUUGAUCAGUUUCCACGUUCUUGGUAAUAAAUGUUCACAACGAUUUGGUAAAAGUACCAAUACAUUUACGAUUUUAGUCUCUUUUUUUUCUUACUCUCUUCGAAUUGUCGAAUUUUUCUCUGUCUUUUCAUUCAGAAGAUUGGAAGAUUAAUUUACUUUCUAAUUAGAAAGAAAAAAGAAAGGGAAACGUAAACAACCCAAAUAAUCGUUUGGCAUCUUAAUCCAGUUCUAUUUAUGGUUCUAACUCAAUGUGUAGCAUUUAGAUUCUUAAUCCUUAAUCUAUGAAAAAAAGAUCAAAUUUCUGCUUCCAAUGAGUUAAUCGAUAUUUCCAAUCAAAAAUUAGUUGAUUCUAAUAUUUGUGCUAUUCUCGAUUCGAUUUGAUUAUUUCGCAAGGUCUUAAUUAACCCUCGACUCAACCAACAAUCAAAUCAGAUUCUCUUGUUGAUUACCUUGGAACUAUUGGUCGAUGUAAGUAAGAUGAAUUAGUGGGUAAGUGAGAUGGUUAAUUGUUCACAAUUAAUGUCUAAAUCAACAAAAGUGUAAAAUGAUCUGAAUAAGAUUAUAUUCCUGAGAAAUUAAAUUUACCGCUAUCAUUAUAUUCUGAUUACAUUAUAACAUAUGAUUGAGAUAAAGUAUCAUUCAUAAUUAUCAUUGUUAACUUUUUCUCAAUUUGUUAAUUGUUUGUUAAUUUAAUUAGUUGAAGAGCUUGAAAAUCAGGGCAAAGUUGCCAUCGAUGGACCAACGAUUGAAAAUUGACCAGAAGUAUUUAAUUUGGAUUAAUAUGAGGAAAGGAGCAAAUUGGAACCAUCAUCUAGUCAAUACUAUGGAUACAACGAAUUGCUCUAAAUUUUGAUCAAUCGGAUUUACGAUGAGCCUGUGUAGGAAAAUUGGACUUAAUUAUGGAUCUUAAUUGGAUCACUCGGAGACUUUACAGAAAUACAAACUUCGAGUUGUAAUGAAAAUUUUCAAAUCUACAAUCAAGUGAACCGUUGAUGGUAUCCACAAUAAGAAUCCCGUUGAAAUUAUUUGCCUUUUUGUUGCCUUGAUUAGAACCCAUCGAACCUGAUCCGGUUACCCGAAGAUGUCACCAGAAAAGAGAUGGACAGUUACACACUCGAACUGUAACUGAACAAUUAACUGGGCUCAUCAAAUGAUGAGCUUGAUAAUAAUGAUACAAGAAUUUAAGAUUCUUAUGAUACUCUAUUUGAUCAUAUUCUCUAUAAAUUGUUGAACGAUCUUUGGUUAAUUUUGUCAUUCGUCAUUUGGACCUACUCAACAUUGAAUGUUUUCUGGUUCAUCGGGACAGGAUUUAGAUACAAUCAAUUUAGCGAUGCUCGAUUACCAAUCUUCCUAAUGGACCCACAUGAAGGGGUUUUGGACAAUAUUUAUCAAAGACCUUAUCGAUCUGGUCGUUGAUACACUAAGCGACAAAGAACUUGCUUGUUACCUCAUAAUUGCAUUAAUUGUUCGCCAAUCAAUAAAUCACACAACGUUUAUGUCUCAUUUAAUUGAUGGAAGAUUCUGUAUUUAUGUAUGUGGAUUGUUAUUCAGUUUUCUCUUAAUAUAUGCAACUAAUUAUUUCUAUUCUCAUCAAUCUCUUAGGUUAAUUAAAAGUUCCAGCCUAGGAUAUUGUCGAUGCUGACCUUUGAAACGAUUCUAUGAGUUCUCCAUACCCUUUUCGAUAAAUACAAACUUAUCUGAUAUUUGAUUCGCUUGAAAGAUGAAUGAAUCUCUGGCACAAAUUUUAAUCUAAUUCAUUAAUCGACAAUCAAUUUUAUUUUAUCUAAAACACUAAAUUAUAUAAAAUUACUAUUCAAAUCUAUGUUUAGAUUAUUUUGUUUCGUUUAAAAUGAAAUUAACUUUGCUUUUUAUCAAUCAAUUUAAUGGAGAAAAAUGAAAAAAGUUAUCAUUUCUAUUAUUAAAAUAUUCUUCUGAUCAACUAA